AUAGAACUAAACUGUGCACAAAUAACCUUGGGGAAAACCCAAUUUAUAUAUACUCACAGAUAUUAAACCAUAUUCAUGCGGAUGUAUUUGCUUUCAACACCGAGACACACAGACAAAUUCGUUAAUAAUGAUCGGAUAAAUUUAUAAAUGGGCGUGGUAAUCCACAUAGAAAUCACAAAGCAGAGACCUUGUUAUUGUCAAUGGUCCAGGAUAUCAAGAGUGGGCAAUCACGGUCACUACACACAGAAUUGCAAAGUGUACAAAAUAGUCAAAACGGCGAACAUCCAGAAGGACUUCCGGUUUAUGCCAAGUGAGCAGAGAACAGAAGCAGAGGGGCUAGACAAUCCGUUCACGUGACACCCCGAGCUCUCGCUUUAUAGUAAUACGCAUGUUAAAUUGCUUGGUGUGCUUUAGCAUUCUUAUUACAAAAACGACAUUGACGAUGCAGGGUAAUAAUUUUGAUGGCAGUUUACCAAACCCUUGUCUGCAGCAUACAUAUUUUGCUUCUCACCCUACGUCAUAUGACGAAUUCGGAAGUGGCGCGAAUGAACCUGACAACGCCACGAGGGCAGGCAGAAGUAUGUCAUCGGUUUUUUCAGUAGAGGUAACUGGGGGACGCCAGAAGGACAGAAAUCUGAGAAUAGCUAGAGAAUAUGGCAUAAAUCUUUCAAAACCAAAGUACCCACAAUAUGCAAUAAAAGCCACACGUCUCGGAACAUUCCAAAAUUGGCCAGUAUCCAUCACCCAUAAACCUGAGGAAAUGGCAGAGGCUGGAUUGUUUUACUCGGGGAAAGAUGAUGCUGUUUUCUGCUUCUUCUGUGGUCUGGGACUAAAGGAAUGGGAAGAAGGUGACACAGCCUGGGGAGAGCAUGCGCGGUGGUCUCCUGACUGUACGUUUGUCAAUGACGUCAAAGGGGAGGAGUUCAUUAAGAUGGAAAUACUUCGAGACACAAACCCAGAGGAGUAUUUUAUCAAAAAGAGAAGUGGAUUAGAUUUGAACGAAAAGGAAGGUGGACAGCAAGAAAAAUCAGAAAUUGAUACUAUGAAUAAUCCUGCAAUCCUGAGUCUUCUGCAGAAUGGAUACAAGGAAUCAAUUGUUAAAAAGGCCGUGUCGAUUUCCCAGAAAAGGAACAGAAACAAACCUCUUUCUGCCAAGGAACUUUUGGAGAUAAUAUUCGACAUCGAAGACGGCAAUAUUCAAUGCGAAGAAAUGGAGAAAUAUGAGGAACAUCCUGUUCAGACAGCUCUAGUGGUGAAGGAAAACGAGGAACUACGGAAGACCACCUACUGUCGGAAGUGCUCGUCUGGUUUGGCGUCUGUAGUAUUUCUACCAUGUGGACAUCUGUGCACGUGUACGGAGUGUGCACCAUCCAUUAAGCAUUGUUUGUUGUGUAAUAAUUUCAUUAAGGGCACCGUUAGAACGUACAUGACGUGAACUAUUAACUUCAAGAGAGUAAUGUUGAUAUUCUCUAAGAAGGAGUUUCCACAAGGCUGCAUGUCGUGGUCGAUAUCACAGAACUGAUACCAAAAUCUGCCAGGUGGUUUAUUCAAAAUUUACAUUUGGCGUUGGUGCGCUUUGUAAAAUCAUAUAAUGAAUGAUAGAUUAUAACAAAUUCUUUGUCCUUUACCCGUUUGUUUCAAUGUUAUAUGCGCUUGAUGAUACCAUGUUUUCAUUGUUUACUGAGUAAUUAACUCGUUCUAUAUAUUUUCACAAAAGUCAGACAUUAUAUCUGUAGGAGGAUUUCCCGAAUGUCAAAUAGACUUUCUCGAAGAAAUUCAUUUUUAAUCUGGCUUUGGAGUUUAGGGGCAGCAAUGUAGAGUUGUAGAUCUAAUGUAUUUUCUCCGUUGGUACCUUUUAGUAUGUAAAUGUGAUACAUGUUUGUGUUCGAAGUAUUUAAAUAUUUUCCAAUAAAUUGCAUUUGCAAUUUC
Molecule: messenger RNA, 1929 nt
Organism: Ostrea edulis (European flat oyster)
Lineage: Eukaryota; Metazoa; Mollusca; Bivalvia; Ostreida; Ostreidae
Product: baculoviral IAP repeat-containing protein 7-like
Exons: 7
Coding region: 389-1435 (348 amino acids)
Biological process (GO): regulation of cell cycle
Cellular component (GO): cytoplasm; spindle microtubule; nucleus
Source: RefSeq, a predicted model, not a curated record